Pocillopora meandrina is the source of this 2025-nucleotide messenger RNA. The record is from the annotation of a GenBank genome assembly. NCBI's taxonomy places the organism in Eukaryota, Metazoa, Cnidaria, Anthozoa, Scleractinia, Pocilloporidae.
CAACAAAAUAUAGUUGAUGAUGUGGUUGUUGUCAAAUAUAAGUCAGGUUAGCAUCGAGGUAUGUUUGAUCCACGACUUGAGAUUGCAUCCGGAGUAUUAAUGACUGGAUGUGCAACUGCAUUCCUCAAAACCUGAUCAGCUUCUGUACAUUUUGAGAGGCGAUUUUGCGUGAAAUCGAGAAAGGCAAUCCAAUGGAAAUAAUAUGGAUUAUCUAUGUUGCUGGUUUAUUUCCUGUUUUGAGCGAAGUAAGUGCACAUGUUACUACAUAGGGUCAAUUAGUUAGGCCAGGCAUUUGUAUGUCGCAAAAUACGACAUUGGCUUACAUACAUCCUGCAUAUAUAGUAAUAUUAGCGACAAACCUGCCCAAAUUCUUAGCUUUAUUUGAUAAGUCGCUUUUAAUUUGACUCAUGGAUUGGAAAUAGCGAUGCUUUCUAGUUAGGAAAUCAUUGAAAGAUAACUUGCCUAUGAGGCUUUAGAACUGACUCAUAAAUCAUGAUAUGACCGAGGUUUGGAGUCAUUAAGGACUGGAGUUGUGUAUGUUUAAGCAGCUAAGUCGUUUGAGUCGUCAGAAAUAAACAAUCUCUCUUUCGCUUGCAUGAUGCCUGCGAAAUAGUUGAUUCUCGGAGUAUACAGAACGCUUAUAAUAUGUGAGCCUUGUAUACCAGCGGCUUGGCGUGCAAACCAUAUCUUUGUCAAUAUAACACAUGCCCGCGAAAUCAGAUCGUAAUACAGUUAAAAACAAACCACGAGAUACAAGAGUAGUUUUUCUCUUGACUUGUAAAAACAGUUAAUUUCUAAUUCAAUUUCCUUUACAGGGAGAAAUACUUUACCACCAGACCAUGACUCCAUCUUGGCUAGAAACGCACGCGUCCUACAUUGACAACUCUCGUACGUCAACCACUGAUCAAGUAACAUUCAACGCAGGCCCAGUAGCUCAGAGAGCUCUCCUGAAAGUUCCCUUAAUACCCCCUGGCGCUUUAAGAUCUUCCACCCCGCUGACCAUUGAAAUUACCGUAGCAAAUGACGCGAGCAUUGGACAGGUUGUUGACAGUGACACCCGAUAUGGUGUGUCAGAUGGUGCAAGAUUUAUUGGAUUCCAAACGCGAGACAGAACAAAUUACAUCAACAUGUAUCCAUGCUAUGGAUUGGAAGGUGUACCUGGUCAAACUUUAUCCUCUCACCAAUACAUUUCACAAGCGACUAACAAGCCUGGUCACUCCAAGUACCCAGGUCGCUUUGUCUUCACCAUAAAGUUGGAUGAACGCUGGGGCUCCUGUUACACUGCGCAUGACGGAGGAUCCGUGAAGAACAUUGGUUACAGUAACCGACUCAUGCUCAGUAGGGGUCUUACAUUCGAAGUCUACUCAGAGGACCGAAAGGACAGAGUUGGUAUUAAGUAUAUCAAGGUGGUCGUCAUACAAGACGUUUAGAGCUUGUAAAAGAAAAUUAAAGGGAGAAAAUUAAUAAAAUAAAUCGUCAUUUUAGUUCUUUUUUAGCCACCUGAGUAAUACUUUGAUCAGUAAAUUUAUUACAAAAGUUGAUCCAAGAGUGCAAAUCGUUUUUCUCUCACUUAAGAAUACAUUUGAAGAACAAUUUGUUUAAAAGUACAAUUAUCACCUUCUACUUUUCUAUACAGUAGUAAACAAAAUUUUUUCGAUUUUCCAGAGCUAGGUAAAUGUGUGGUUACAAUAACUCUUUUCCAAUUAAAAAAAAGUAGUUGAUUUGGCCUGCAAUAAAAAGAAACAUCGUUUAUAAAUAUUUAAAUUUACUUUCAAAACAACCAUAUUAUUUCAUUUGCAUUCAUAGACAUAAAAUGAACAUAUUUAAGACAAACCGUGCAUUGCAAGUUUAGAGCAUGAAAAAUUUAGGCCACACUGCCAUCCUUUUGUACAUUUUGUGUUGUUCACAGAUUCCACAUCACUAUAAACAGAAAAUUGCAUCAUGUACUUGAUGCUCACACAAGCUAUAAGGGUCUGCAAGAGAAUAUAAAUUAUUUAUAGCCUCACGUAGUCUGAUAAAUUCAAA